GAUGUCCGAAUCGAGAGAUCAAAGAGAUUUUGGACCUCAUGAUUCCCAAACAAGAAAUCACCCAAGAAACCACCAUCAUGGUCAUCAUCACGGUGAUAUGGUCUCUCACCAUCGCUCUCCUCCACCUGGUAGCUAUGAAAGCAGCUGGACUCCAUACCGCAAUGAACGAUGGUUAUAUUAGCUCAGCAAUAGCCCAAGCGGCAGCUUCCGAGUUCGAUGCUCUUUAUACCAGGAUCGCCUCACCAGGAUUCAGCUCUUAUACACCUACUGGGUAUCCUAGAAAAAUCAAAUUCUACCGCCGGGAUCAACCAUUCUAUGAAUUUACAAACUUUUCCAGUCAUAUGUUUGAAGAUGAACUAGACCAAGAGAGAAUUCGCCAGCAAAACACUCCAAGAGACGCCUUGGAAGAAGCGCAAAGAAUGCGGGAUAGAGUGAGAGAAGGAUGGGUAGAACAUGAUGUUAGUAUUCAAAUGAUGCUUACUACCCUCUUGCAUAAGUUCACACAACAUGAUUCGCUUAGACAGAGACUAUUGUCCACGGGGGACGCAAUAUUGAUCGAA
Molecule: messenger RNA, 560 nt
Organism: Acaulospora colombiana
Lineage: Eukaryota; Fungi; Glomeromycota; Glomeromycetes; Diversisporales; Acaulosporaceae
Source: the annotation of a GenBank genome assembly